Molecule: messenger RNA, 33757 nt
Organism: Pelobates cultripes (western spadefoot toad)
Lineage: Eukaryota; Metazoa; Chordata; Amphibia; Anura; Pelobatidae
Source: the annotation of a GenBank genome assembly
GUUAGCUAGGAGGAAGCAACAGAACUUCCUCCUAGCGCUGACCUAAUCAUAGGGGGCCCGGUCGCGCUGUUAAAGCGCUGCAGCGCUAACAGGGCCCCUGCAGACUCAUUGCCAUCAGGGGGCCACCCGAUAGGACCUCUUGUUGUGCGACCCGCACGCACCACGGCGGCCGCAAGGGGCAAUUGCCCCUUUUGCCCCACAUGAAAGCCCUGCCUGUGAUUGAGGUAAGUAGAAAGGAUGUCAGGGAUGAGUUAUGGCACCCGGUGGCAUUAAAGACUGCAUAGUGGUUAAAAUUGAGAGUAAUGGGGUUAUCAUUGUUGUUCUAAUGUAUACUAACUUUUUUUUGCAGUUGAAUCUGAAAGACAUAGCAAGUUAAAAUGACAUGCAGCCCUUCAGAAACAACAUAGAGGCAAAUCAUAGAUGAAAAAACUGACAGAUCUAAUAAAUUAAACUAUUCAAAUUAGAAGUAAAAAAAGUGUCGGAAAACUGAUAAAUCUCCCCAAAAAGUGAAAAUGGAUUUGUAUUUAUUUUCAAAUUUUGGCAAACAUGUAACCUGUGCUGCGGUGAAUAUCCUACCUGUGCAGCUCAAAGUAAUAUUAACUUUUCUGAGCUUGCAGUACCUCGCCAAGCAGAUUUUGAACUUUUUUUUUUUUUUACAAGACAACAGCAACCGUAAAAGGAAAAAAGGGGCGUAGCGUGAAUGAGAAAAAUUAGACGCAAGACGUAUCGCCGUGAAACUCCGCCCCUUCCGCCUGUACGUUUCUUGCUGUCCUUAGUGUCAAUUAGAGGAGACAAGAUGGUUCCUCCUGUGCAGGUAUCUCCGCUCAUUAAAGUAAGUAUAGUUUCUUCCUAAUUAUCGAUAGUGUAAAUUCUGCACCGAACAUAAUUCUGGGCAGAUCUGUGGAUAGACGCUGACUGAGCUAAAUUGGUCUGUUUUCUUUCCGAGAUUUGAAGGUGACACUGAGUUUGUGGCCUUUAGUCGGAGCGAAGCAAUUAUGCAGCUACCCUCCUCUAGAAGCACUGUGUGGGUAUAUUCAUAUUUUUUUGCGGCGAAAGUGUUUUAGCAAAAUGUCGUAUUCUGAUUUUUAAACGUGAUGGGGGGAGAGGUAAACUCCUGAAGACCCAAUUUGUUUCCUCUAAUAGUAAUGUGUUUUUUUUAGAUACUCCAUUUAAAGUGUGAAGUUAGGGUUGUUUCGUGGUCACGUCUUAAACUCAAAUUGGGAAAAUAUUCUAAAGGCUGCCGAGGAAUAAUCGUUCCUCAUGAACUGCUCAAUAGUUAGCAAGUUAGAAAAUGCUACUCCUAAUAGUUUCUAUCCUACAAGUUAAAAACCAAUAGUGUUCCUUUAACAAUUUAGUAAAUAUACCCCGAUAGAAAAUGUGCAUGUUUUCUUUGUGGGUAUGUGAAAAAGCUGUAGACCUGCCUGCAUCAUUUGCAAGCCCUCCACACUUUACCAGACACACAGACUGACAUUUUGAUAGUUUUACUGUUAGUGCUAAAUUUUGGAAUUCUUGGGACCAUAACUAAUUUUUGCCCUUUUGUUGUAGUUUAUGGUGCUUAGGAUUUCUACAGCAUUUCAUCUCUCACUUCUCCCCUCCCCCUCCUCUCCUUCAACCUGUUUCUUCAGCAGAGAAUGAGAUAUAAUUGAAAGAGGAAUAAUAAUUACUGUAGCUUUUAGAGCUGGGCUUGACAAAUCCAAGGUUGACGGCGAUUAGAAAUUUUGUACUAGCACCUUGGAUUUGGCUGCCCCUCAUUGAAGGCGGCUGUUAAGCUCAGUAUUGAAGGCAGCAGUAAUCGUUUAUUGCUCUGCUGCCUCACGUGAUGUUGAAAUAUGAUUUCACUCUGGCCCCUGCAUUACAAGAAAGUGCACAAGGAAGCAGAACAGGAAAAUUAGAGAGCAUGCACGUUGGACCCCAGGGAAAGGAUUUAUUCAGCUCUCCCAAAGGUAGGGCGGCAGGCUGGAUUUAAUCCAUUAACGUCUUUACGGCAUGCUAUGCCGUCCCGGCAUUAAUGGGCUUAACCGCUUAAGGACACAACUUCUGGAAUAAAAGGGAAUCCCGUCAUGUGUUCUUAAGGGGUUAAACGCCUUCAUGGCGGCAUAGCACGCUGUGGCAUUUAGGACCUCCCACGUUGCCCCGAUCCCUCCCAAACUGCAGAUCACGGUGGGGGGACCUGCCUGGCAACCCAGGCAGGUCCCCUGUGGCCAAUCCGCAGUGAUCUGCAGUUUGUGAUCGCAGUGACAGCCAGUCACUGCGAUCACUGUUACACUGUGUCAGCCAAUGAUUUAGAUCACUUCGAUCUGAGAGAGAGAGGCAGAGAGAUCGUUGCUGGAGAGCCCUGUUGGAGAAAAACCUGUGUGUAAAAAUAAAAAAAAGUGUUUUUUUUUUUUUAAUAACCAUUCCAGUGCUGGUCACAGCAUUUAAAACUGUGAUCAGCCUGUUUAGGGAUUUUAGUACAUUUUGUACUAUUAUUAUUUUAAUUUUUUUAGGGUCAAACAUUUUUUAAUUUUUUUUGUCCCUUUGUCAGCCGCAGCAACCCAAAUCACCCUUAACCCUUUCCCCGCUGCUGUGAUCACUGUACUGUACAGUAUUGUACCAGUGAUCACUGUGAUCAUGUUGACUUUUUUGGGGGGUUAUUUUUAUUAAAAAAUCAAAAAAUAAAAUAAAAAUUAACCCUUUCUGUACUGGUCGCAGCAGCCUAAACUGCGAUCAGUACAUUUAUUUUAUUUUUUGUGAGUUUUUGAGGGCCCCCCGAAUGGCACGUCGCUACUCGGCUGAGGAGGCAUACGCCAUUCUGGCAGGCAGUGAUAGUGACACUCUGCAAGACAGUGACACUAUCACUGCCUCUGACAUUGAGGCUAUGACUGACUCCUCUAGUGAUGGUGCCCCACCACCACCAACAAGAGGACGGUCAGCGAGCCCAAUGCCAGAAGGAGACUGGUUGCCCCCAAACCUGACGACCCCAGAUAUUCCCCUAUUUACGGCGACCCCUGGCAUCAUUGUUAUGGUGGAUGCUUGGGAGCCCCUAAAAUAUUUUGAUUUGUUCAUGUUAGAGGAAGUAUUUCAGUUAUUGGUUGAGCAAACCAAUUUAUUUGCCAAGCAAUAACUGGCUGUGAAUCCGGGGUCACAUUACAAUAGGCGUAAUAUGUGGCACCCCACGGAUCUCGCAGAAAUGCACAAAUUUUGGGCCCUAACUCUAGUUAUGGGCAUUGUCAAAAAGCCGAGUAUCAGGUCCUACUGGUACAAGCACCCCAUCCUGGCUACCCCUCUUUUCCCUGGGGUUAUGAAGAGGGAUCGCUAUGAGCAGCUGCUGCGUUUCCUCCACUUUAACAACAACACACUGUGCCCCCCAAGAAACGACCCAUUGUUUGACAGGCUGUACAAAAUUCAGCCCCUAAUUGAACUACUGUCAGACAAAUUCUCCCAAAAUUAUGUCCCUGAAGAAAAUAUUUGCAUAGAUGAGUCCUUAAUGAAAUUUAAGGGUAGAUUACUUUUUAAACAGUAUAUCCCUUCUAAACGGUCCCAAUACAGAGUAAAAUUUUAUAAAUUGUGUGAAUCAACAUCUGGAUAUACACGGGCGUUUCGUAUUUAUCAGGGGAAGGAUAGCCAUCUUGACCCACCAGGAUGCCCUGAUUCUGUGGGCACAUGUGGCAAGAUAGUAUGGGACCUAAUCCUUCCUUUGUUAAAUAAGGGAUACAGGCUAUGGGUUGACAACUAUUACACAAGCAUAUAGUUAUUUAAAACUCUAUUUUGCUUUGAGACUGUAGCCUGUGGCACAGUGUGUAAGAAUCGUAGAGGUUUCCCCCAAACCCUGACAAGAGGUAGACGCAGUAGAGGCUCCCUUUCAGCGCUCCGCCAGGAUGAGUUGCUUGCCCUUCGCUUCACCGAUAGGAAAGAUGUGUACAUGUUGUCUACAAUGCACGAUGAAACUUCAGUGCCAGUGUCUGUGAGAGGUGGAACUGAGCAGCUGGAAAAGCCGAAGUGCAUUGUUGACUACAGCAGGUUUAUGGGAGGAGUAGACUUGGCUGAUCAGUGUAUACAGCCCUAUCUGGUGAACCGGAAGAGUAGGACCUGGUACAAGAAAAUUGCAAUUUACAUAACCCAGAUUGCAAUUUUCAAUGCCUAUUUGCUUUAUAAAAAGGAAGCCAUAGGUAGACCAUGCCCAUUUCUAGAGUUUAUGGUCCAAAUUUUGUCUCAAAUUAUAUUUGCCCAGACCCCAAAUCCUAACCCUCCUUUGGAAUCAGAAGAUGUCCAACGACUUUUCAGCAAACAUUUCCCUUCCCGAAUCCCCUCCACACCCUGUAAAAGGUCACCCCAACGGAAAUGCCGUGGUUGCUGGAAAAGAGGAGUCCAAAAGGACUCCCGUUAUUAUUGCCCCUCCUGUCCAUCCCUACCCGCCUUCUGCAUAACAGACUGUUUUAAAGUCUACCAUACAGAGCUGAACUACUAAAUAACUCUGUAUGGUACUUUGGCAGUUUGUUUGCUUGAUUUUCCUGGAUUCCCUGACCUCGGCUUGUCCUGACUACGCUUCGUUAGCUGCCUGUACCGACCCAUUGGCUUGUUUUUCUGACUAUUCUCACUUCUGUAUUCCCCUGACCUUGGCCUGUCCCUGUUUAUGCUAGCCAUUCUAAAGUGGCUACACCAAACAACUCAAAAUAUACUACAUUUGUAGUACUUGAAAUGUGCCUUCACAAAAAAAGCAAAAAAUUAAUCACAGGGUUAAUGCUACAGUAUCUGAGUCAAAGAUGUAUCUGCCUUUCUCUGCCUUCAGAUCAAAGUGUACUUGAUGGUACUGUACUAUUCCUGUGAUAUACUAAAAACCUGGAAACAUUGUACAUGUAGGUAUUGUUAUAUUCAGAAGACUGUGUUAAAUCAAAAUACAGAGGUUUUAGUGCACUAACUAAUACCAGGAUUGACAUUUCUAGUGAAAAUGCAAUUUAUGUGAUUAAAAAGACAAAAUUAAAAGUAGAAAUUGCUACAUGGGCCCAUCAUUUCUGUUAAAAUGGCUAGACCAAACAUAUAAAGGUCUGCCAUUUGUUGUACUCUGUUGUACUUUUGAAAAUGGUAUGCCAUAACGGUGGAAAUGUUAUUACCCAGGCUGCCAUGCUCUCUAAAUAGCCACAUAGGCCCAGCAAAUCACUUUGUCAAAUUUCCAACUUUGAAAUGGACAUCUAAUAUAUUUGUCCCUGUGACUUCCCCAAAAAACAGAAUCUGGUACAUGGGGGUACUGUUAUAUUCAGGAGACAAUGUUAAAAAAAAAAUAAAAAAUAGUGAGGCUUUGUUGCAAUAACUCACAUCAGGAAUAGGAAAUGUCCUGUGAAAAGUGAGUUCAUGUGUGGAAAAAAGCACAAAUUAAACUAUUACCGCUAUGAGGGCCCUUCAUUUCUGAUAAAGUGGUUAGACCAAACUUCAUAAAAUGCAUCAUUUGAAAUACUCUGGGUUGCCUAAUUUAGAAAAUGCUAUGCCACAAUCGUGGAAAUGUUAUUACCCAGGCUGCCAUGCUUUCUCAAAGGCAAGAUAGGCCCAGAAAAUCGCUUUGCCAAUUUUCAAUGUGUAAAACCAAAAAUGGACAAGCGUAUAUUUGACCCUGUAACUUUCCAAAACCCCAUAAAACCUAUACAUGGUGGGUAUCAUGGUGCUCGUGAAACAUCACCACUGAACAGAACUAGGAGGGUUUCAGGGCAGUAUACUAUAUACUGACGUUAAUAUUAUCAGUAAAAGUACAGUUUUUAUGUGAAAAAUGCAGAAAAAAAACCAUAACACUAACUUUAUUAGUUAACACUUUUUUAUUUCUUGGCUGCCAUACGGUCUCAAAGGCAGCCUAGACACAGCAAACUAAUCUGACAAAUUUCAUUGUGAAAAAGCAUAAAUGGAUAAGCCGUAUACAUGACCCUGUAACUUUCAAAAACUGCCUAAAACCUAUACAUAGGGCAUACCGUGCAGCUCGUGAGACAUCACUGAACAGAACUAGGAGUGUUUCAGGGCAGUAAACUAUAUACCAACAAUAAUAUUAUCAGCAAAAGUACAGUUUUUGCCUAAGUGGCUACUACAAAAGACUGGGCAUACCCCAUUUUGAAUACCCUGGGAUGUCUACUUUUUCAAAUGGUAUGCCAUGAUGGCGUAACUUAAAUUUCUUGGCUGCCAUACGGUCUCAAAGGCAACCUAAGCCCAGCAAACCAAUCUGUGAAAUUUCUAUGUAAAAAAUAAAUAGACAGACAAGACGUAUGUUUGACCCUGUAACUUUCAAAAACACCAUAAAACCUAUACAUGGGGGGGGUACAAAUAUGUAUGUUUUAUUGCAGUAAAACAAAACAGUAUUGUGACAUUAUCAGUUAACUCCUUAAGGACGGAGCCAAAUGUACACGUUGUGAACAAAACAAAAUGUAAACAAAACCUGGCAUUUGCGCUACAUGUCUGUCCAACCGUAAUUCACCUCUUUCAUUGUAAAUGCACCCACACUUAUUAUAUAUAAUUUUAUUCAGGGGAAACAGGGCUUUCAUUAAAUAUCAAAUAUUUAGCUAUGAAACAUAAUUUAAUAUGAAAAAAAUUGGAGAAAAUACGAUUUUUUUUUUAUUUUUUUUUAAGUUCUACAUGACAUUUUAAUGGUCAAUGUCAUAAUACCGUUUGCUUUUACUGCAAUAAAAUACACAUUUGUAUUCAGUAAAGUCUCACGUGUAAGACAGUACCCCCUAUGUACAGGUCUUAUGGCAUUUUGGGAAGUUACAGGGUCAAAUAUAGCAUGUUACAUUUGAAAUUGAAAUUCGCCAGAUUGGUUAGGUUGCCUUUGAGACUGUAUAGUAGCCCAAGAAUGACAUUUACACCCAUAAUGGCAUACCAUUUGCAAUAGUAGACAACCCAAGGUAUUGCAAAUGGGGUAUGUCCAGUCUUUUUUAGUAGCCAUUUGGUCACAAACACUGGCCAAAGUUAGCGUUAGUAUUUGUGUGUAAAAAAUGGAAAAAACGAAGUCUCCCGAGUAGAACAGUAACCCCCAUGUACAGGUUUUAUGGUGUCUUGGAAAGUUAUAGGGUUAAAUAUAGUGCUAGCAAAUUAAAUUCCCUUUACUUUUGGCAUGGGUUGUCAGGCAGGUCCCGCUAAUUGUAAUUAAUUAAGAUACCUAAUUAUGUAAAAAUAUUAAAUAUAUAUGUAGAAUUAAUAUAUGUGUGUGUGUGUGUGUGUAUAUAUCUAUAUAAUUUUUUUAAAUAUUUGUGUGUGUGUGUGUGUGUGUGUGUAGAUAUAUAUUAUUUCGUUCUACGUGUAUUUUGAUAUAUAUAUAUAUAUAUAUAUAAAUAUCACAAUAAAGUUAGAACGAAAUAACACACAUCUAUAUAUUUUUAAUUUUAUUUUUUAACGUAUUUACAUAUUUAUUUUUUAUAUUAUAUAUAAAUAUAUAUAACAAUAAUUAUAUAUUUAAUCAGUAUCAGUCUACGUGUAAUUUGAGAUAGAGAGAGAGAGAGAGAGAGAUAUAUAUAUAUAUAUAUAUAUAUAUAUAUAUAUAUAUAUAUAUAUAUAUAUAUAUAUAUAUAUAUAUAUAUAUAUAUAGUAAAAUACACCUAGACAGUGUGUGUGUGUGUAUAUGUGUGUAUAUAUAUAUAUAUAUAUAUAAUAUGAUCUAAGUAUAUAUUAUUUUUUUUUACACUUUUUAAUUUAUUUAAUUUUAUUUUCAGCCAGCAGGGGGGCCACCUGUCAUUACAGGCAGCCCCCCUGCUGGCAAUGCAGGAGGCAGCUCCCCCCGCCAUGUGAUUGUGGGGUCCUCGCAAGGACCCCACUCUCACAUGGCCGGGGGGCUUCCAGGACGUCGGACGUGCCGCAGGGGGGCUCCCUGGGAGUCCCCCCAACCGGGAUCGCCGGCGACCGGGUAAGUAGGAAAAGACCGGAGGGCGUACUAUUACGCCCCGCGUCGUUUAGAGCCGCCUAGAAUAGGGCGUAAUAGUACGCCCUCCGGUCUUAAGGGAGUUAGUGUUAAUAUUUGUUUGUGUGUGAAUGCAAAAAACUAAUUUGAAAGCCAAUUUUGUCCAGUGUUUGUGACUACUAAAAAAGACUGGAUAUAGCCCAUUUGCAAUACCUUGGGUUGUCUCUGAUUGCAAAUGGUAUGCCAUCAUGGGGGUAUUUUCAUUCCUGGGCUGCCAUACGGUCUCAAAGGCAACGUAACCAAUCUGGCGAAUUUCAAUGUGAAAAAACUGAAGCGCAAGCCUUAUAUUUGACUCUGUAACUUUUGAAAACACCAUAAAACCUGUACAUGAGGGGUACUGUUAUACUCGGGAGACUUCGCUGAACACAAAUAUUAGUGUUUCGAAACAGUAAAAUGUAUCACAACAAUUAUAUUGCCGUGUAAUUGCCAUUUGUGUGUGAAAAAUAUUUCAUUUUCACUGACGAUGUCGUUGUAAUACAUUUUCCUGUUUUGAAACACUGAUAUGUGUUCAGCAAAGUCUUCCGAGUAAAACAGUACCCCCAUGUACAAAUUUUUUAUGGUGUCUUGGAAAGUUACAGGGUUAAAUAUAGUGCUAGCAAAUUAAAUUCCCUGGACUUUUGACCUGGGUUGUCAGGCAGGUCCUGCAAAUUGUAAUUAAUAAAACUACAUAAAUAGAAGUAUUUAUAUGUUAAAGGGCCAUUUGGCCUGAAUUGUGGGAGGAGUUAUGGCCCCUAUUUAAACCCUACAGCCCCCCACUCACCUUUGUGGUUCAAGCGGUUUGUAUUCUCCAUAGCAACCAGCACUUCUGGUCCGUAGUUCCCGCCAAAAUUCUAGCCUCCAGCAGCAGUUUGUUGCCAGCAGUUUUCCUGCCUUUGACCUUUCCACAUAAGCAUAACGUGGUAAAUGGCGUUUGGCUAUUUCCCACGUCCGGGCCUAAAAAUGCGGUGAUAGGCUCCUUUCAUAAUACCUGUUCGUGCAUAUUCAUCCGUUCAUGUGCUUCUGCGGUUCGUGCGGCUAAACAGCCGACCGCAGAGCACAUUCACCUUUUUAUUCUUUCGUAUGGCUAACUGCCCAACGCACAACAUAUUUACGUUCGUCUAUAAAUUCACACGGUUUUAAACAGCCGACCGAAAUGUACAUGGCUUUCGUGUGGUCCAUUAACCAACUGCAGAUAUUUCUCUCUGCUUACCAGUCCUCUCAGUUCGUUCGUUUUUAGCCGAACGCAGUAGGCUUUAACCCCUUAAGGACCAAACUUCUGGAAUAAAAGAGAACCAUGACAUGUCACACAUGUCAUGUGUCCUUAAAGGACCACUAUAGUGCCAGGAAAACAUACUCGUUUUCCUGGCACUAUAGUGCCCUGAGGGUGCCCCCUCCUGCCCGGCUCUGGAAGGAGGAAAGGGGUAAAAACUUACCUUUUUCCAGCGCUGGGAGGGGAGCUCUCCUCCUCCGUUCCUCCCCGUCGGCUGAAUACGCAUGCGUGGCAAGAGCUGCACACACAUUCAGCCAGUCGCAUAGGAAAGCAUUAUCAAUGCUUUCCUAUGGACGCUUGCGUGCUCUCACUGUGAUUUUCACAGUGAGAAUCACGCAAGCGCCUCUAGCGGCUGUCAGUGAGACAGCCACUAGAGGCUUUGGGUGAAGGCUUAACCCAUUCAUAAACAUAGCAGUUUCUCUGAAACUGCUAUGUUUAUAAAAGAAUGGGUUAAGCCUAGCUGGACCUGGCACCCAGACCACUUCAUUAAGCAGUGGUCCUUUAAGGGGUUUACAUUUUUUUGUGUUAAAUUUACCUAUCUGUUACUAAGAGAAUUGUUAUGCCUUUCGUUCAAACGAUACAACUCCUUUUCACUUUUCAGCCACCCCUGUUCAAUUCUGUGUUCAGUAUAUUGCUCGUUAGUUUUAUUACUGGUUAUAAAUAUUAAAUCUAUCCCUUUAUUUUACUUUGGCUAUGUUCAUGUAAUUUUAUGGGACACGUCCUUUUUUACACACUGUGGAAUUGUCUUAAAGGCACAGUCAGAUAAUAUUCACUUAAUAGGUAAAUUUCAUACUAAAUACACCACUCGGCACCAUUAAUUACUCACGCAGGAACUUAGUUUUACAUUAUAUAAGUUUAUUUCCUUUCCAUAUUCACAAGAAUAGUUUUUCUGUGCAACUGAGGUCGCUCUGUUAACUACGUCUUUAUCUUUGUUUUAGCAUGCCAUAGGUUAAGCUCUCACGGUUCCUUUUUCACCAGGCUCACUACAGACCAUAAACUCGAUUGCUAAAUAACUGUUUUUAUAAUCCUUAUACUGGUUCCAAACACUUAGCAUACGUAUGAUUUAUAGUCCCAACUACAUAUCCUUCAAGCAUUCUCUAGGAAGUGUCAUCCCAGUAUCCUGUAUUACAGUUUCAGGUAAGAAAGGUUUACCAGUUGCAGUUGUAUUUGUCUUCCCCUGAGGCCUAAUUCAGCCUCCACCCCCAAGCAGGGUUCUAAGCUUCUCAUGGGCCACAGCAAAGUCCCUGCACUAUAAUUUCUACGUCAAUCACCUCCUAAACCAACACCACUACUGCUACUACUAAUUUUAACGGUACAUUGAUCGUUUUUCGUUUUUACAUUUCAUUACUUAGACCUGCGACAAUACCGCAGUUUCACCAAGUUCUACGCCAUCGACUACCAACAGCCUACCAGAUAUCCAGUUUUUCAGUACCAGAUAUUGUUAAUCCUACUCACUACAAUUAUGUUUCUCCUAAAGGCCUCACUUCGCCUUCUUAUCAUUUAAAUUCACAAUUGUGGCUACUCAGGGGCUUGUCUCUAAUAACGGACCAAUGUUCAGGUCCCUCAUAUUACACCGGUUUUUACAUUACAGUAUCCUUGAUACACACCUGUCCAUACGUUCAACGUUUUUACACCAGGCAUACCAGUGGCACGUCUAUCUUACUCCUAUGAUACUAUAUAUAAACUUCCUGUACCUUGUCCAAAGCAAUAGGACUAAAACUCAAGGUUAGUAUCUACAUACGCUCAAGUAUAUCUUUCAAGGAGACAAGCCCCAUCAGAUUAGAGAACUGACAUUUAGGGUUAGGCGCUGGCUUUAGCUACCCUAAGUAAAUACACCAGUCCCGCGAGGUCUACUCCCCACCUCAACACGGAGGUUCAGCCUCACGGCCAUAUCCUCGUUGGCCACCUUGCUCGCUCUUCGUUAGGGCUUCUCAAAUCAGCCACUCGUUUUGAAUCUCUUACGGUCACAGAGAGGCCAACAUUCUGCCACCACGUUCAAGUGGCCAUGAAUUCCCUCUGCCAAAAUCAUAGGUAGAGCCUCUCACCGCCACUUGGCACUAGCAGGGCCCCAUCUAUCACUUGGUUCUAGUUAAAUUCUUCACGUCGGCACUAGUUAGCAGGCCAGUUCUCCGAAGGUCUCAUUCACCCCUCCACAACACCCUACUUAUUCAAAUCAUUAUUCCUUUUUCAGAAUGUCACAAGAAUCCAUCCCCAUCAACGAUCUGUUGUUGGAUGAAAUACACAGCACGCCAGUCAGGCCUGGGUCUCCAGAGGAAUCCCUCACCCCUUCUACCCCCAAAUCCCUGUGAUAUUGGACUAUUCCAAAAAUAUCAUCAGAGCUCAGACUCGGGUAUCCCCUUUCCAGCCUCCGCUAGAAAGGCAGAAUUAUACAGGCUGCUGACGGCACAGGCCAACAACCACAGGCCCGCACUAGUUUGCAAGGGCCAUCUAUGAACACCUCAGAUUCUACUCAGGACACCCUGACUGCUAUUUUGACCAACCUCCAAACAAUGAACAACAGGCUGCUGAAAGUGGAAUCGGCCAUAGCCACCCCAGGUGACUUGACAGGCCCCUCAGGUCCCCCCUGGUUGUCUUGACUGUUCAGACUGGCAUACCCCUCCUCCACGAGCCACUAUCCCUACCCUAUAUGUCUCACCGGCUCAAUCUGUCCCAGCUUCCAUAAAGAAGGAAAUUCUGGAUGGAAAGGAUGUUAAUCUAGUGUCAUUACUCAUAGCCUCUCAAGACAUCCUAGAGAAUAGAGCUUAUAAUUACGGGUACAUUCCAGUGGUCUUAAAAGCCAGAGAUCCACGACUUAACAAGAAACUUUCCAUCCCAAAGUUAUUGGCAUUUAUCGUGACGUUAUCUGCACGCUGUACCCACAUAGGAGGGAAGAGCUUGACUUGCACAAGGUAGUUGACUUAGGCAUAGUCAAGUACGGAGGGUCCUCAUUCUAUGACUAUCAUAAGUCGGUGUUGACCAAGGCAGCUACUCAUCUGGCACAGUUCAACAUAAGAUUUGACUGGUGCCAGAUGGACACAGAACUGUUCUGCCGUCACUUUGCCGGUUUGAGGCCCCCGUCCUGUGCUGCCUGUAGUUCCACUUCACCGACUUGUGCCCUUGUGCGGCAGAUCCUUCCACAUCUUACCACUCCAUCACCUCACACACAAGACAAGAAGGCGGCAGAGAGACAAGCUGGACAGAACCAUUUCAUUCCUGGGCAAGGCGCAGGUGUGCAAUAAUUUUAAUGCCGGGGCAUGCAGGUUGUUACACAUCUGCUUCAGAGCACACACCAAGACUAUGUGCCCGGCCCGACUGUCACCUAAGAAAUGAGGUUAAAGUUGACAUCCCUACUUACUACCUGCGUUCACACAAAGCUAGGCAUCUGGUAGAUUAUGUGGUGACUUGUUUCUCACAGGGGUUUCACACGGGCCUCAUUGCCAUCCCAACAGGUUCACUCGAAUGCCUAACCUAUUAUCAGCAUCCAAUGACCCGCUUACGGUGGACCACCUUCUGUCCCAUGAAACCAAUGCUGGUUUCAUGUUCGGCCCUUUCUUCACCAUACUCAUCAUGGCGUACCAGCCUCAUCGAAAUAGCCAUUCACUAACACUCUAAUAAAAAAAAAACUUUGAUCAUUGACCUCUCUGCACCUCAUUCUUCCUCCAUUCCCAGCAUCAGCUCUCUCAUACCCGCUGAGGAGUUGUCAAUGUAGUACGCCAAAAUUGACGACGCUAUGCAAGCUAUUAUCACAGCAAGCAGUAAGGCAUGGUUAAGCAAGACCGAUAUUACCAACACCUUUAAACUGCUACCCAUUCACUCUUCGCUAUGGCACUUGCACAGUGUUAAAUGGAGGGACCAGUAUUUUUCUCUACCCGGCUCACUUCCGGGUCUAGGCGCAGCCCCAAGCUCUUUUGACAUUUUUGCAGAGACUCUCUGCUGGCUGCUCCUAAUCAUAGUCAGGUGUCCGUCCUCUAUCCACUACCUGGACAAUCUUUUGUUGAUUGAAUCAGGCUCACAAACACCAAGCAGUAUUCACAGCACCAUAGCCACCUUUUUCACUACAUUAGAGGUUCCUCUGUCACCAAGUAAAUGCUUGGUCCCUCUCCCAAGCUCGUUUUCUUGGGCAUAGUCUUAGACCCCACAACGGUCCAAGCCAGCUUAUCUCCAGAGAAAUUGACUCACAUCAUAGACGAAAUCGGCCUGUUCCUGCGGAGUGUUACAUGCACAAGGAAGGGACUCCAGUCCUUGUUGGAGUCCCUUGGCUUCACCUUGUGUAUCAUUCCGCAGAGUAGAUCUUUUUGUCUCUGGGCUACUUCAUUUGCUCCAUGGGGUGCCCGACUCCUGCCCAAUCAUACUGGACAGUCCUGCCAGGGCAGAUCUACACUAGCGGAGUAGACUCUUAGCCGAAUGGAACAGGGUCUUUUUGUUCAUUCCUCCACUAUCAAAAGCUCUCACCCACAAUCUACACAGCAGCAGCACACCCAGGGUUCGCAGCUAUUUUCGGCAACCACUGGUUUAGGGAUAACUGGCCCACUGAGACGGAUGCCUUGCAGGCCUUUAGAGAAACUUUUUCAUCUUGUUCAAGAUAUACCCCAUCGUGGCGGCCACCCAUACAUGGGGUCUUCUCUGGACCAGCAAGGCAGAUAAAAUGCUACUCAGACAAUUCUGCAGCAUGUGAAAUCAUUAACAAGGGGCAGUCAUCCUCCUUAACUAUUAUGAGGCUGAUUCGCAAGCUGACUUGGCUGGCAGAAAACUCUCAGUUCCUCCUAGACUGCAUACACAUGCCUGGUGUCCAUAACUCAGCUGCUGACGCUCUUCCACGCUCUCAAUUUCAGGUCUUCUUCCAGGCACUCCCUACGGCCCAUCACCUACCUUCCAGGAUUCCACCUCUCCAUGAGCUAAUCCUGGAUUAAACGGGCUAUUACACCACGCACAGGCACUCGCGCACCACGCACUUUCAUCCAACACACUAUCACUUAUGCUAGGGCACUGACUAUUUUUAAUACAUUCACUGCAGAGUUUUACUUACAAGGAGAUUUUCCAUUAAAACCAUGGUGGCUUUUCCCUCCUUCUGUCACCUACACCUUAAAUUAUCACACAAUAAAAACUUACCUUACCGGGGUACAACACCGCGUCCUCACAACCUUUCCUAAUCACGCACGUAUUUAUAAGGUUACGGUUCCCCCUGGCACUACCAGAUUACCAAUAGAUAGUCCUAUAUUUAGGCUAUUUAGUGACCUAUUGGACAAAUCCCCAUUUGAGUGUAACACAAAUCUGGUCAUUAAAGCCGCCAUCUUUAUGGCUUUCUACGGUUUACUCCGAUAUAGGGAGUUCAGUCAUACGUCAAGUAGAUACAGCAUUAUGCCUUAAACUUUCUCACCGAAAGAAAAUAGAAGAUAACUACAUUCUUUCAUUACCUUAUACUAAAACCUAUCACACCACUUAACCCAACUAUCAUUCCCCUCUUCCCUACCGAGAAGGUUUGGUGCCCAGUUAAAAUACUUGACAUACUCGUGUUGUCUCACCAGACGUACUCACCUGACUCCACUAUUACUACUCCAAGGGCACCCACUCACCACAGCUAAAUUUAUUUCUCACGUCAGAACCCUACUAUCAAGGUUGGGCUACAACCCGGCUUCCUUCUCUGGUCACUCCUUUCGUAUAGGCACAGCAUCUCCAACUUCAAGCUCUAACACUCCAGUCCACAUCAUUAAGAGACUGGGCCCCUGGAAAUCCUCAAUUUAUAAUACUUGUAUACCUCGACCAGAGAGGGAGCUCCGACAAGCCUUCAGAAAUCUUGCUUUGUAACUUGCAAUAAAGUGCGUUUACUCUGAAACCUCAUUUUGCCCUCUUUUUACUACAGGCCUUCUCGUACGUUGGUUUCGGCACACGUAAACCAACUUUGCAUCUCCUUCUUUCCAUUACAUAUUAGAAAUUCCGAGCACAAAUAUAUAAAUAUAUAUUUUGUUCUACAUGUAUUUUGAUAUCAAUAUAUAUUUUAAGAUACAGUUAAUAUGAAUUUACACAUAUAUUUAGUUUUUAUUUUAACGUAUUUAUUUUAUAUAUAAAUAUAUAUUUUUAAUCAAUAUCAUUCUGUGUAUUUUGAUAUUAAUAUAUAAUAAUUAUAUGCAUAUAUUAAUAUUAAAAUACACUUAGACAGUGUAUGUGUAUUUUUGUGUGUGCGUAUAUCUAUAUAUCAUAGCAAUGGCAGCAGGGGGAGUGCCUGUAAUAACAGGCACUCCCCCUGCUGCCUGGAAAAAAAAAGUUUAAAACACUUUAAAAUGAAAUAAUAUAUAUGAUCUAAGUAUAUAUAAACCAUCACAUGCCUUUCCGAUAACGUAAGGAAAUUCUUCCUUGGAGCACACAAGAUACUCAUAAGGAGAAUCACCUAGUUAGCAGCGUCACAACUCCUAUUUGCUAUGAGUACACGUACUUGGCCGGGGAAAUAUCGCAACGGACACUCUCUCAUUCCAACUUUUAGGCAUUUUUGAGGCAACACCCCACGGCAGCCAGUACACCCGAGAUAACCCCUGCUUUUUAAGACUAUUAACCGUCUGAACCAACUAAUGCAACAUGCCCAAACAUUGGCAAAACUGCUUUGUCAGACAAUACCUGAAGAAUUUACGACAGAGCAAUGACCAUUUCAACAGGGUCACGGCAGAGCACCACAUCCAUGGCACUUUCUCCAUCGACACGAUAGCAACGUUCAAUGCCCACUGCUAUUUAUGCCAGCAAAUGGCACACGACACAAAUUAUAUUUGACGGGAGUACAGCACUACUUGCUCAGCUCAUUCCCCAGCCACAGACAGUUCAUGUCAUCCUACCCGCAUUCUCGAAGAUUGACCGCGAGCGGACGACUAAUCUAAUGAUAGGCGGACAGGAAUUAAUGCACUUCUAGACACCAACCCAUCUGAACCCCUUACGACCAUUUUAAUCUAGUGGCCAUGCAUGUAACAUGCUAUGGGUUCCUACCCCCUAAUGAACAACGAUUGGAAGACUAUCCGGUACUCCGGUUUACUUUGGCAUAAUGGACCUACACAAGCAAGGAGUCCGUUAAAACUACGACGUUCCGACACAUAUUAGAUGGGCCCCCCGAUAGAGAUCCCAUGCUGUCCAGCCCACGACAAAUGGGGUCCGGUGGUAGUGUUUGGAUACUUUUGCCUCAUUCAUAUAGAGCAACAGAGCUAUUCACACUACACGACAAACCACUCACUACUGCUAAAUUUGUGUACUAGGCGAGGACCCUAGCUACUAGAUUAGUCUAUGACCCAUGAACCAUCACAGGUCACUCCCUUAAGAUUGGUGCCGCUUCCAGGUGGAAUGUGCCAGCACACAUAAGCAAGGUUGGUGGAAAUCAGCAGCUUACAGCAGUUAAAAUACUUGAGUACAUUUCACAAUCUGAGAGAGAAUUCAGGAAAGCUUUUAUAGAAGUAACUGAUAUCCGCAUUAAAGUGUAGCGAUUUAUUUCAGGCCUAACCGAUCGUCGGUAUAGGCACACCAGAACCGACUCCCAUGCAUGGCCAACUGCGUUAUGUACGGCAUAUUGUCCCCCCGACUACAAAUGUUAAGGCAGAGCCUGAAGUUGUGGGAGCGGGUUUACCCGGCCUCUUUAUACCCAGACUUACCUCUAUUCAGGGCCGAAACCGAUGCAGACCACCCACCACACCCUUUAACAAACACUUCCUUGGUGGGCCCUCAUUUAUUUCAGGCCUACCCGAUCGUCGGUUUAGGCACACCACAACCGACUCUCAUACAUAGCUAAUGGCAUUAUGUACGGCUAUUGUCCCCGACUACAAAUAAAUGUGUGUGUAUUUUAAUUCUAAGUGUGUUAAUAUAUAUUAAAAAAAUACACUUGGUAUGACAUAUAUAUAUAUAUAUAUAUAUAUAUAUACAUAUACACAUAUAUUUUAUAUAUAAAAUUUAUUUUUUUAUAUACAUUUCCAGCAGCAGGGAUACUGCCUGACAGCACAAAAAAACUGCCUCCUAACUUCUUUGGCUGGCUUUUAGGUUCAAACAAAUUUUUCAAGCCCUGCUUUAGAGCAUGUACCAGUAUUUGUGCCUGAGAGCAGAACAACCUCUUGAGCCUCCUCUUUCCUGUAGCCUUCUAUACUAAGAAUUGAUUUACAGAUAAAGAGAAAAAGUACAUGUGCAGUGUUUGUUGGAAAUUAUUAGGGCAAAGUGGAGCAGUCUCCAUUAAAACACAAUGUGCUGCCAGUUGCUCACUUUUUAUACUAAUCCUCAGAUUACACAUAACACUUAUUCAAAAAUCCAUAUAAUGGCUAGAGAUUCAAUAUCUGUCAUUUAAAUUGAAAUCACUCUUGUUUCUCUAUAUGUAGCCCUAAUUACCUCUCCUGCCAAUGAUUCUCGUAGCAUCCAUGAAAUAAAUGUUUAUGUUUUGUUAAGGCCAAUGUAGCAAAACUGGAAGCAUGCUAACUUGGAGAAAGGCUAUAGGACGUUCCUUGCCAGCCCAUACAAAGUCUGGACCUUGCAGGGGUUAAAUCCCUGUUCACACCAGGGAGCCACUGUUGGCAAAGGAUACCUCGAAUACCCUCUUUUUUUUUUUUUUGCACGGGCCAUUUAUGGUGGUCUCAGACUUUUUGAUGAGCUGCAUUGGCAGCUCUGUAAGUAGGAGUUUAAGAAUUGUAUUUUUGUCGUUGAUAAUAAAGCUUUUUUGACUUUUAAAGGAACACUGUAGUCACCAGAACCACUACAGCUUAAUGUAAAGACUUUUUAAUGUAAACACUGGCUAUCUAAGAUUCCCUGAAUAAUAAUAAUAAUAAUAAUAAUAAUAAUAAUAAUAAUAAUAAUAAAAAAAAUAAAUAUAUAUAUACAUACAUACAUACAUACAUACAUACAUACAUACAUAAAAUACAACCUCAAAGCAACAACACAUAACAUAUUACAUCGUGCCAUGAUUUAUGUAACAAAAAUUAGGGAUCGAUUGAUAUUGAUCGACUGAUCUGUGAACUUUCAGGCCGAUAGCCGAUAACUUGCCGAUAUUCUGUGCAUUUACCAUUUUGAAAAAUUAAACUUUCUAAAGGUAAAUGCACAAAAUAUACAUUCCACAUGCAGUGGAUGCAGUGUGUUUAGACAGGGGAGCGGUAUGUAUUUGUGAAGUGUGGGGAGGAAGGAUAUUUUUAACCUCCCUUAUGUACUGUGACAAGCUCCUGUACUCCAACUGAGUAGGUCCGCUUCCUAGAUGCCACAGGGGACUCUGACUCAGCCGCUAAAGCUUGACUUGGAUCACUCCGGAACUCUUUCACUUGACCAGCUGCAGCUCCCCUUUUCCAGGCAGGUAUUGUCCUUUCUGCCUUUGCCUCUUCAGCUUUCCUUCUAGGCAGGUAUUGUCCCAUCUGUCCAUUCCUCUGCAGCUUCACCUUCUCAAGCAGGUAAAAACAGCACUGUUUAUAGUAAUUGCUCCUGUAUUUAUAAAGACACUCUCAGGCCUAGCUCUCUUUUUUUUUUUAAAAAGAGAAAAUAAAAAAAAAUUCUAUUACAUGCUAUAGAUGAAAACCAGACUAUAGACCAAGACAGGAACAGCAGAGAGACAAUUUUAAAUUAGUGAGAUAGAUACCACGGUCCUCAGGGAAAAAAAAAAGAGAAGAGGAAAACAAAACAAAUAACUUUCAAAUUGUUCCUGUCUGGCAUGAAAGAUUCUCAUACAACUAGGUGUAGAGUAUUAACCCCUUAGUGACCAGACAGUUUUUUACAUUCGUGCAGUGUUUGUGUUUAGCUGUAAUUUGCAUCUUAAUUACUGUACUUACACAUUAUAUACGGUUUGUCUCACCAUUAAAUUCUUUCUGAAGAUACCAUUAUUUUCAUCAUAUCAUAUAUAAUUUACUAUAAAUUUUUUUAAUAAAAUAUGAUGAAAAAAAUUUAAAAACCCACACUUUUUCUAACUUUGACCCCCAAAAUCUGUUGUGCAUCUACAACCGCCAAAAAACACCUGUGCUAAAUAGUUUAUAAAUUUUGUCCUGAGUUUAGAAAUGCUAAGUGUUAACAUGUACAAGUAAGGCUUUUGACACUGUUGCACAUAGAAAGCUUAUCAAUAAACUGCAAUCUUUAAGUUUGGAUUCCAAUAUUGUUGAAUUGGUAAGGCAGUGGCUGAGUGACAGGCAACAGAGGGUUGUAGUCAAUGGAGUAUAUUCGAAGCAUGGGCUUGUCAUCCGUGGGGUACCUCAGGGAUCUGUACUUGGACCCAUUCUCUUUAAUAUUUUUAUUAGUGAUAUUGCAGAAGGUCUUGAUGGUAAGGUAUGUCUUUUUGCUGAUGAUACUAAGAUAUGUAACAGAGUUGAUGUUCAAGGAGGGAUAAGCCAAAUGGCAAAUGAUUUAGGUAAACUAGAAAAAUGGUCAGAAUUGUGGCAACUGACAUUUAAUGCGGAUAAGUGCAAGAUAAUGCAUCUUGGACGUAAAAACCCAAGGGCAGAGUACAGAAUAUUUGCUAGAGUCCUAACCUCAACAUAUGAGGAAAGGGAUUUAGGGGUGAUUAUUUCUGAUGACUUAAAGGUAGGCAGACAAUGUAAUAGAGCAGCAGGAAAUGCUAGCAGAAUGCUUGGUUGUAUAGGAAGAGGUGUUAGCAGUAGAAAGAGGGAAGUGCUCAUGCCAUUGUACAGAACACUGGUGAGACCAGGAGAUUUGCACGCAGUACUGGAGACCGUAUCUCCAGAAGGAUAUACUUUGUGGAGAGUUCUGAGAAGGGCUAAUAAACUGGUUCAUGGAUUGCAGGAUAAAACUUACAUAGAAAGGUUAAAGGACUUGUUUUCCUGGCACUAUAGUGCCUUGAGGGUGCCCCCACCCUCAGGGUCCCACUCCCGUGGCGCUGAAGGGGGAGGAAGGGGCUAAUCCCUUAUCUUUUCUCCGGCGCUGGGACUCUCCUCCCUCUUCUGACGUCACCGGCUGAAUGUGCAGGCGCGGCAAGAGCCGCGCAUUCAUUCCGUCCAUAGGAAAGCAUUCUCAAUGUUUUCUUAUGGGUGCUGGCAUCUUUUCACUGUGAAAAUCACAGUGCGAAGCGCCUCUAGCGGCUGUCAGUGAGACGCCACUAGAGGCUGGAUUAACCCUAAAGUAAACAUAGCAGUUUCUCUGAAACUGCUAUGUUUACAGCAAAAAGGGUUAAACAUAGAUGGACCUGGCAACCAGACUACUUCAUUAAGCUGAAGUGGUCUGGGUGCCUAUAGUGGUCCUUUCACAUGUAUAGCUUGGAGGAAAUAAGGGACAGGGGGAAUAUGAUAAAAACAUUUUAAAUGCAUAAGGGGAAUCAACACAGUAAAGGAGGAGAAUAUAUUUUAAAAGAAGAAAAACUACCACAACAAGAGGACACAGUCAUAAAUUAGAGGGGCAAAGGUUUAAAAAUAUCAGGAAUUAUUACUUUACUGAGAAAGUAGUGGAUGCAUGGAGUAGCCUUCAAGCUGAAGUGGUAGAGGUUAACACAGUAAAGGAGUUUAAACAUGCAUGGGAUAGGCAAAAGGCAAUUCCUAACUAUAAGAAAAGUCCAGGGACUAAUGAAAGUAUUAAGAAAAUUGGGCAGACUAGAUGGGCCAAAUGGUUCUUAUCUGCCAUCACAUUCUAUGUUUAUGUUCUUAGCUUUUUUUGGAAAGUUAUAAGGCUAUAAGUACAAGUAGCACUUUGCUAUUUCCAAACCAUUUUUUUUUUCCUCUCAAAAUUAACGCAAGUUGCAUUGUAACACGGAUAUCUCAGGAGUCCCUGAAUAACCCUUAACAUAUUUUUUUAAAGACUCAUAUUUUUACUCUUUUCAUGCAACCAUUUUACCACCAAUCUAUGCCAAAUGUAAAAAAUAAAAUAAUUGAUUUUUUUUUUUUUUGGACACGCACAGCAAUUUAGGAAUACAUGUACGGCGAACUUUAAGGGUUACUGCCAGAGAACACCUUAAUAUGUGUUCCGAAACAUCUCCUAAGUACAGUGUUAUCCCGGCCAUGUAUAGGUAUGUCGGGUUCUUUGGGGGCUAAAAGACCUUAUUGUGCUUUCCGGUUUUCCAACUUGGGAUUUUCUCAGCUGGUCUUCAUGCACACAUGUCCUAUUUGGGACAUUUUUGAAGCCGGCCACUGUAAUUUACCCCCUUCAAACCAUAUAUUUUUUUAAAAGUAGACACCCUAAGGUAUUUUAAUGGUGGUAUUUUAACACUUUCCAUGCACUAAUUCUACCACCAGUCUUUGUCAAAAUUUUGGCUAGUCAUUUUUUUUUUUCUCUCACAUUGUACUUUAGGCAUGAGUUCUCAGUUCCUGUUAUGUGUUACUGACCAAGAACACCCCAAUAUGUGUUCAGCAACAUCUUCCGAGUACAACAGUGCCUCCAAUUUACUGUUUUUUUUUUUUGUUGUUGCAAACUUACAGGGGUCAAAUGUAGGGCUUUUCCAUUUUGCACAUUGAAAUUUGCCAGAUUGUUUUGUUGGGCCUAUGUUGCCUUUGAGACCUUAUAGCAGCCCAGGAUUGAAAAUUAACCCCAUCAUGGCAAAUGAUGUGUAAAAGUAGACAACCCACGAUAUUCAAAAUGGGGUAUGUCCAGUCAUUUUUAGUAGCCACUUAGUCACAAACUCUGGCCAAAAUUAGCGUUCAAUUUAGUUUUUUUGCAUUUUUCACAUACAAACAAAUAUGAGCGCUAACUUUGGCCAGUGUUUUUGACUAAGUGGCUACUAAAAAAGUCUGGACAUACCCCAUUUGUAAUACCUUGGGCUGUCUACUUUUGCAAAUGGUAUGCCAUCACAUGGGUAAUUUUCAUUCCUGGGCUACCAUAUGGGUCGCAAAGGUAACAUAACCAAUCUUGGAAAUUUCAAUGUGUAUAUACUGAAAAAUGUAACCUGCUAUAUUUAAAGGAUCACUAUUGGGUCAGGAACACAAACAUGUAUCCCUAUAGUAUUAAAACCACCAUCUAGCACCCCUGGGCCCCUCAUGCCUCCAUAAAUAUUGCAAAAUCUUACUCUAUUCAAGCCAGAAGCUGUAGAUCUGCAUGCUGUUUGCCUAAAAAAAAAAGCAGUCUGCUGACAUCAGAAGUGGUGGCCUGUUCCAAUCACAAUGCUUCCCCAUAUGAUUGGCUGAGACUGACAAAGAAGCAUAUCAGGGGCAGAGCCAGCAAAAUUCAAACACAGACCUGGCCAAUCAGCAUCUCCUCAUAGAGAUUAAUUGAAUCAAUGAAUCUCUAUGAGGAAAGUUCAGUGUCUGCAUGCAGAGGGAGGAGAUACUGAAUGUUUGGAUGCAUUUUAGGCAGCCAUGACCCAGGAAGGAUCUCUAACAGCUAUCUGAGGAGUGGCCAGUGAAGUUUUCACUAGGCUGUAAUGUAAACACUGCUUUUUCUCUGAAAAGGCAGUGUUUAUAGCAAAAAGCCUGAAGGUAAUGAUUUUACACACCAGAACAAAUUCAAUAAGCUGUAGUUGUUCUGGUGGCUGUAGUGUCCCUUUAAACCUGUAACUUUCAAAAACUCCAUAAAACCUGUACAUGGGGGGCUACUGUUUUGCUCGAAAGACAUCACUAAAUACAAAUUUGUGUACUUUAUUGCAGUAAGCGCUAACAGUAUUAUGACAUUCACUGUUAAAAUGCCAUGCAGAACAAAAAAAAAUAACAAUGUCCUAAUUUCUCACAUUUAUUUAUAUUAAAUUAUUUCAUAUAUAAAUAUUGGAUGUGACAUGAAAGCCCUAUUUCUCCUGACCAAAAUCAUAUAUAAUAAGUGUGGGUGCAUUUAAUAUGAAAGAGGUGAAUAAUAGUUGGACAUACAGCGCAAAUUUCAGGUUUUGUUUAUAUUUUGAUCACAACUUGUACAAUUGGCUCAGUCCUUAACUUAAGGACAGCGGGCAUGCUAUGCCAUCCUUGGGGACCUGGUUCUAAAUGCUGGCGGGCGGCAUAUCAAGUCCUAGUCUUCCUAUGUACUUACCAGCUCGUUGGCGAUCGCGGUAGGGGGACUUACCUGGCAUCUCAGAGAGUCCGCCUGCUGCUGUUUCGGCCCUCGCAUGGACCGCAUAGUCGUCCACAGCAUUGCCAGCAGGGGGACUGCCUGGAAUGUUAACAAAAAAAGUUAACUCAGUUUAUAAUAAAACAAUAUAUACUUAGAUCACACACUGAUAUUGUUGUGAUACGUUUUACUGUUUUGAAACCCUCGUAUUUUAUUUCAGUCCAGUCUUUUUUAGUAGCCACUUAGUCACAAACACUUGCCAAAAUUGGCGUUCAAAUUAGUUUUUUGCAUUCACACACAAACAAAUAUUAACACUAACUUUGGCCAGUGUUUGUAACCAAGUAACUACUAAAAAGAGUGGACAUACCCCAUUUGCAAUACCUUGGGUUGUCUACUAUUGCAAAUGGUGCGCCAACAUGGGGGUAAUUUUCAUUCCUGGCUACCAUACGGUGGAGAAAUAGCAAUAUAAUUUUUCAAAUAUAUAACAUCAUUACAACAUUCCAAACUAUUGGAAUACAAAGAUAUAUCAAUGCAACAUAUCUGUUUUUACAACCUCUUAAUUUGUAUAUUGCUAUUAUGCCAACAAUGUGUUUUUUGAUUUAACCAACAGAGGGCCAAGCCUAAAAGAAAUCCCUUUUUAAAACAAGGAUAUCCUAAUCUUGCAUUAUUUAGCACUGUAGUUUCGAUAAAGCCUUUAUUCUUGUUAAUUCAUUUUUUUCUUUAAUUUUUGCAGUUUACCAGGUAUUCUGCAUUGCUGGUUGGAGUAAUAUAUGGGAAGAAAAGAUAUGGUAAGAUAAAUGUCCAGUUUUAAAUUAAAUUUAAAAAAAAAUGUAUAUAUGCAUGAGGGCAGGUUGUAUCAGGGGCACAGUGCGUAAUAUAUAUAUAAAUUUUUUUUUAUUAUUAUAAAUUUUUUAAUACCCCUCUUCCCUGCUUACCUUUGCGUGGGAGGGGGGGACAUUUCCUGCAACGCUCCAAGCUCGCGAGAGAAAAACCCGUCGGAGCUGCAAGUCCUCUCUUAUCUCCUCUCUGGUCCUGCAGAGCCAGCAGGGGAGAGGGAGGCACAUUUUUCCAAUGCUAUGAUCAAAGUGUUGCUGGGCUGCCUGUUCGUGAAUUGCCUGUCUUAUUAUGUGUUUCCCCAUCUUUUCGUGUCUUCUGCCUGCUUCCUGUUCGGGAGCGCUUCCAUGAAAAAUUCAUUUGUCUCCCGAACGGGGACCAUCCCUGUAACGGACCGUUUUGCACACAAGAGGUAAAAACCGUUUAGUAGAUCUUCCCCUUCCAGAUGCACAGGCACAGAUACUGCAGAACACCAAUCCGCCGAACUGGAAACCAUAUGAAUGCUGUAAACAGCCGAAUAGGAAAAACCAUACGAAUAGGUUUACACUCCUAGCAGUCAAACUGGAACAGCAUACAAUAAACCCCCCCAAGAACGAGACAAAGCUCCGUGUUGAGGGUCAAGCAGUGAACUGCCUGGACUGGCACGUACAGCCUCUUUUAUUCCUAAUCCACAAACUUAGUACUGCCCACAGGGUUUUACAUAACAACCAAUAACACACGUACAUUACAGAAAGACACUCCCACACAAAAUCCUCUGGCUGUGAUAUGAUUACUGAACACAAUGGUUAAUCUAAUUAUCACAGCCAGAGAAAUAGUUUUUCCACAUUAUUCAUAACUUGAAAAGUAUGCAUCACAUUCACAUAAAACUUACAUUUUCAGAAUCAGCAUACUCCAAAUACAAACAUAAAUCAUACAUAUUGGUCCAGUGGUUCAAAAGUUAAGGAAAAGUCCUAUUUGACCAAAUGCAGCAUGGCUUUUCUGCCCAAAACCAGUUCCACAGAAUCUUCUAUCCUGGAGAUAAUUGGGGAAGUAAUCCAAUUAUCUCCAGGAAAGAGGCAAAACUCCAUUAGCCACAUGGCAGCAAAAGACAAUAAAACACAUAAAAACAUAUAACUGUGCAGCCAUUGCACAAAACAGGUACAUUCAACAUAUCCCCAGAUAGCUCACAUCUGAGCGCACAUUAUUACUGAAUGGCGCUCAGAGCACACAUGUACAGUUCAAUUGCCAUGGAGCCAAAGUCUUUCCCAUAGUCUUUCAUUAUACGAAUGGGCUCCAUGGCAUAGCUAUCUGGGGUAUCACGGCUCAAACAGGGCAAGCACCAAAUGACCCGGCUUUCUUGUCUUCGCAGGGGAAAUUAAAGCGUUUCAACAUGGGGCCAUAGUCUAAAGGCAGCAGGCGAGCAACCAGGCUUCUCCAAUGCAAUGUGGCGAGAUUGGUCUCGUCACAACCCCAAUAUCCCAUUUAGAAUUUUAGUUUGUAACAUUCACACCUCGCAACAUGGUGAGCACUCUGAUGGCUGGCGGCCAUUCAUGCAGACGAAUGCCAGCAAGUGGGAGCGUUCGUGGAUUCUGGAUUUCCUUCCUAGUGCCACAUUAGAACGCUCACACUAAUUAUUCAGAACAUUCGCGCUUGCAACAUAGGUGUGAAGUAAUUAAUGAGUGCUUCCCUGGGUGGCCCCUAUGUCAUACGGACGAAUGCCGUCCUGGGGGAACAUUCGUACCCCGAAAGGAGACGCUUUCCACAGAGACCUUGCGAGAGGAGCCUGGUCGAGUCAGGUACCACUGCGAGGGUCCCUGAGAUUGGUGUAAGCACUGGUGGGCUUUGCGGUGCCCGCUGGUACAAAGAGACCACAUCUUUUUUACCGCGGACGGGCUCUCUGUGCCUGGGAGACAAAGGGACGGUCUUUUUCCCGCACUUGGUUUCCCAGGUACAGAGGCUCAUGGGAUGAAGACCCCCUGUCCCUGGUUGUGGGAAACCCUGUGUUUGGGUCACGGGCUUUUGGAGACAAAGGGACAAAGCCCUUUUCUCGUGCUAGGAUCCCUGGGAGAGGAAAUUGUUUGCUGUGUUACACCCCUUGCAUGGGGUUAUACUUAAAAGCCGUGUGUGGCCAGUAAAGUGGUUGUUGUACCUCCAGAACUGUGUGUCGUCCAGUUACUGUGGGGGAAAAGGGUAUCUUGAAAUCCUAAAUGAUUCCUGUUCAGCUGAAGGAAGAGAAAUAGCGGAGGUAACAGGACGAGUUACCAAGUGAUCCGCUACACAUAGCACCAGGAAAUAUCUCGCGGCUCCCCUGUGUGCCCGGCGCCUGCGGCACACUGUUUGGGAACCGCUGGGUUACACUGUAGCAAUACCUCCAAUGUAGAACAGAACCAUUGGCAGUCACGUACCCUCUUUAUUUUUUGCCCUGAAUUCUGAACCAGCAGCUUUUCUCAUUAGCCAUGCCAAAUCAUAUCAGAAAUGCUUCCUUAUCAGAGUAUUUACAGCUGCUUUUAAUUAACUACCAAGCAGCAUAUUGAUUUAAAAGCAAAUCUAAAUUGUCAAGUUGUCUCAAUGCCUGGAAUGUCCAUAUAAAUCUAAAGAAUAGUAGGGGGAAGAACAUAGGACCAAAUAUAAUACUUUUCUGGUCCUUGGCCAUUUUGUUUAAAAGAACACUCUAAACCCCCACCCCCUUAAAUAUAUAGACUUACGAUCGGUCCACAACAUUUUGGUGACUCUGCAGCUAUUUUUCCUUAUUUACCACAGGGAAUAAUUGUGUUCUAGCACACAUCCGCAUCUCCUUAUAGAGUUGUAUUAGCUCAGUGCAUAUAUAUGGGGAGCGUUCAGGAUCUUCAUGCAGUAUGUGAAGAUGUCGAAUGUUGGUCCUACAAAUACUGCAGGGGUAGGCAACCUUUGGCACUACAGAUAUUGUGGACUACAUAUACCAUAUUCUGUUACAGCCAUAAUGCUAGCAAAGAUGCAGUUUCCAACAUAUGCAUCUAGUGGCUGAGUGAUGGCCACUAGAGGGGAAGGCAGCCUUCAGGACUCCAAAUGUUGUUUACUACAUCUCUCCUGAUACUGUGCCAGUAUUAUGGCUUUAAGAGCUUUAUGGGAGAUGCACGCCACUGUGUUGUCUAAAUACCUCAAUAAGAUCAUCCAUCCCUAUCAUAAUUUUUUUUUUUUUUUUGGCCCAAUCCAAUGCUUCUCAAUUAAAGCUAUUCGGACAUACUGGGCAUGCUCAGCUACGAGCAUUACUGAAAUGCCAAAUGUGAAGGCUAUCAAUUAUUGAAAGUCUCCACAAAGAAGAGCCAUCCUUUGUGACAAAUCUAGGUACUACAGUUUUGCAUUUAACAGACUGCAGGUUCAGGGUCUUUAAAGGACCACUAUAGUGCCAGGAAAACAUACUCGUUUUCCUGGCACUAUAGUGCUCUGAGGGUGCCCCCACCCUCAGGGACCCCCUCCCGCCCGGCUCUGGAAGGGGGAAUGGGGUAAAAACUUACCUUUUUCCAGCGCUGGGCGGGGAGCUCUCUGCCUCCUCUCCUCCUCCGAUCAUCCUCCUGGGCUGAAUGCGCACGCUCGGCAAGAGCUGCGCACGCAUUCAGCCCGUCGCAUAGGAAAGCAUUUAUAAUGCUUCCUUAUGGACGCUUGCGUGCUCUCACUGUGAAAAUCACAGUGAGAAGCACGCAAGCGCCUCUAGUGGCUGUCAAUGAGACAGCCACUAGAGGGAAUAGGGGGAAGGCUUAACCCAUUAAUAAACAUAGCAGUUUCUCUGAAACUGCUAUGUUUAUAAAAGAAUGGGUUAACCCUAGAAGGACCUGGCACCCAGACCACUUCAUUAAGCUGAAGUGGUCUGGGUGCCUAGAGUGGUCCUUUAAGCACCAAAACCAUUACACCUUAAUAGGAGUCACAGUUUUGGAGCAGAGUUUCCAUUGCAUAUUCAGUUGGAAGCACUGCCCACAUACAAAAGAAUAGAUAAAAUUGGUGUUGAGUAGGUUUACAUCCAGUGAAAACAUCAUUGAAUUGAAUUUUCCGUUGUCUUUUUUUCAUUGGGUUUUAUAUGUAAAACCAACUUAGAAAAGCUGCAGAUUUAUUGUAUGAGGCUUUUGCAAGCCAUCCCCUUCUAACUAAGCCCAGACUUUGCCUGUCGAAGUCUUGAAUGUGAAGUCUUUGCAAAGCAGGUGCUCGGGACAAAUACCUGCCUCCACUGAGCUAAACAACCAGGAAGUAACAUGAGCAGUUGUCUGACAGCUGGGUAUGUAACAAGAUUUCAAUUUCAGUUGAAAUUUGUGCUUUUUGUACAUACUACAAUGCACAUAAUACACUUUAGCAAGCUGACCUGAUAAAAAGGUCUGUAAUUUCCUCUUAAAAUUACAUGCCAUGUUUUUAUUGUCAGAUAAUUUGAAGCCUAUUGCUGAAGAGGAAAGGCGGAUAGAAGCUGAAGAGAAAAUUAAGCGUGAUGAAGCGGAACGAAUUGCUAAGGAGUUAGCAGCAGGUAACUAUUUAGUCUCAUUUAAAGGGAUACUCGAAGCACACAUAACUUAUGUUCUUUGCAUGGGUUGCAGUGCAAGAAGGAUCCAUGUCUCCUGCACACAAUUGUUUUUAACUGCAGUAAUAUGAAGAAAAAAAUAAAAUAUUAUAAGCCCCAUGCUCUGACUGAGAGAUCAAAGAAGAAAGCAGAUGCUUUCUAAAAUAUUUGCAAAACAUUAAAGUUCCCCUCUGCACUAAUGGGAUCGUACACUGCUUACUAUAAAUGAACUUCAGCUUUGUGAUUGCAUUGAAUAGCUCCAAACACAAAAAUGUAAAUGUAGCUGGUUUAUUUAUCACAUAUGAGCGAGUGGUGGUGAGAGCUUUAUGUGAUAUGAUCUACUUCUAGGCACAGGAUACUUACAUGAUUUUGCUAUUUCAUGACAAAAAGUCAUGAUUUUAUUAAAGACACAGAGGCGAGUAUUGCUUAACCCUUUCUUUACUGUCCACCAAUAGCAGCAAAGAAUACAAACAGAAAAAAUGUUAACCAUAGUGAUAAGCCACUCCCAUACCAAGUCUCACUAUAAUAGUCAGCACCUCCCCACAUAUUUCCUCUUUCGUUGGAGAUGCGACACAAAAAUAGCAAAACAGGAACCGAUGAAUCAGUCCAACCACAGCCGAACAACCGUCCCGAAAUCCAGCCGGACUCAAAUCGGGAACCAUAAACGAAGUGGGACCAAUCCGUCGAAGAAUAGAAACUGCAACAGUGAGCCCAUCAUCCAGCCAACGAAUUGAAGCCUUGUGGGAAGUAGUGAGGGACCCCCAUGGAAUACAGAAUCAACCUGUGAAAACAUAAAAACAGGAGCCGAACUGUUAAAUCGGUACUUAAACCAAAGUGCGCAUGCCAAGACACUUCAUAUUGAUAACUGAAGAACAAAGUGCCCAUAUAGCAAGAAAAAACCCACCAGACAAAACAUACAACAUAGUCAGGUCACAUGAGCAUAAACUAAAAUAAAUACAGAGCGCAUCAUACAUACCUACCACACCCUGCAAUCCCACAUAAGAGAGAAAAUCAACAGGGAGGGAGAAUCAAAUGAAAUAAACGUAGAAGGGUGGGACAAUACUCGCCUCCCUGUCUUUCCUAAAAUCAUGACUUUUCGUCAUGAAAUAGCAAAACCGACACAGAGGCUCAUAUUGCAAGUUUAAAGCUGAUCAAUAACAGAAGAAAAAGCGUGAGGGGCUGAUCUAAAGUAAAAUUCACUAAAAGUGGAAUUGCGGGACCAGUCUGCCAUCCUCAUGUUGUCUUUUAGACGCGCCCCCGAAGCCACCAUAGACUUGGCUAGUGCCCCCUGGGAGGAAUGGGUGCUAAAGAUGAAUGUAUCCACACAUCACCCUAAAUGUCACCCUGUCCGAAGUGAAAGACCUAGCAUCAUAGUCCAGGGCACGAACAUCCAAAACCCAUUUGCAUGAAAUGAGGCAAGAAAGUGAGACCAACUUGACCGACAAUUGUCGUAAGGAGAGGCUGAGUUAGGAGACCAGAAAGUAAAGAGCGAAAAAAAAACUCAGGAGACGUCCCAAGUAGAAGAGUAUCGGAGAGGGUGUCCCCGGCCCUAUGGUCCAGAAGAAGGUCUGGAUAGGAUGGCAGCAGUCUGGGUACAUCCAUCGCCAGUUUCAGCAGCUGUGUGAACCAUGAUUGGGUCCCCCAGAAUGGGGUCAACAAAAUCAGGUUGGUCAUUUGGCGGCGAACUUGGAGCAGGACCCAAGGGAUCAUGGCAAACGGAAGGCAUAAGUAAGAAAGCCGGUCCAGUCUUGCGGAAAGGCGUCUACUGCCUCUGCGGCCGGAUCCAGCCACCAGCUGUAGAACCAUGGUAAUUGGGUAUUGAACCGGGACGCAAAGAGGUUGAUGGCAAAAGGUCCCCAGAGAGACUCGAUAGCGGAGAACACCCCUACGUCCAAUCUUUAAUCGCUGCUGUCAGACAGUGUGAACUCCAGUCCACGUGAAUGUUGUGGAGUCCCGGGAGGUAUCCCGUCUGGACAACCAGAUCCCCGGCCAAGCAAUAAGCCCAAAAGUUCUUCACCAAGCAGGCUUGAAUUGCUGACUGCGUGCUCCCCGUGUGAUUGACAUAGUGGACCGCAAAGAUGUUGUCCAUGCGCAGCCGGACAUUCCAAGCUGAGAGGUUGUGGAUCCACCAGGUCAACUCAUCCCAAGUCUGCGUCCAGAGAGACCAAUGUCCGCAAUGGAUGCCCUGUUGAGGUGUGCAAUCUUCAGGUGUUUUGAGGGCACAGUAAUGGAGAGGGACUGGGAACACCGCCUGGACUGAAGAUGCCAGUAGUCCAAUGAUCCGUGCCAGAUGGCGUAGCGGAUGGUCCGAAUCUUGGACCAUCCGCUUAAGGCUGAGUGAUUCCGAUUCGGAGUCUACGGUGAACCAGAGGAACUCCAUGUGUUGCGAAGGGGAUAGGCAGGAUUUCUCCCAGUUGAGGAGGAAACCCAGACGAGAGAGGAGGUCCAUCGGCCAUUGCAGAUGCCUCAGGAGGACCGAACGAUCCUGUGCCAUGAUGAGGCUGUCGUCCAAGUAGACUGUCAGCCGAACUCCUCGUCUACGCAACCAAGCCAUGGCUGGGCGCAUCAAUUUUGUGAAGCACCAAGGAGCCGACGAGAGUCCAAAGGGAAGGCAUGUGAAGCGCCAGGUGUCGCCUUUCCAGAGGAAGCGUAAUAAGCACCUUGACGUCUCGGCCACUGGGACUGUCAAGUAUGCGUCCUUUAGAUCUAAUUUCGCCAUCCAGUCGUCGCGAAGGAGUAACUCUCGCAGGAGGUUGAUGCCCUCCAUCUUGAAAUGGCGGUAGCGCACCAAGGAAGGUGUUGAGGGGACGGAGAUUGAUAACUGGGCGCAUCUGCCCGCCCUUUUCCUGCAGGAAGAUGUUGCUGAAUACCCUUGCAGGGGACGUGGGGGCUAGUUCUAACGCCCCUUUUGUUUGAAGGGCCGACAAUUCCACGUCUAUCAAGACGCGGUCGUUCACGGAGAGUGAAAUAGGGCGAGGAGGAGGAAUGUGACACGGAGUGUUAACCAAUUCGAUGUGGACCCCCUGAACGGUGGUCAGAACCCAAACAUCUGAGGUGAUGGCUGAUCAAGUGUGGCCCCUACACAAACAUUGGGGAAAAAAACAUGAGGUAGAUGUAAGCUUACAGUAAGGGCAUCUGGAACCAGAGUUCCCUCUGAAGCCUCUGGAUCACCAUGGCCUUCCACGUGAAGGCAAGGUGUAGGAGCCUCGUCCCCAUCCACGGGAGUGGUAGUUGGAACCUGACAGGCGACCUCUGAAUCUGCCUGCCCUGGUAGAGACCCGCCCUUGAAAUACCCUCUUCAUAGAGGAUUGGGCCUUGUCUAGGGCUGUAAAAGCUCUCACAAAGUGCCCCAGGUCCUUUAUAAAGAAGUCCCCAAAUAACAGGCUCUGGGUAUCCAUCAUUUGCGUUUUGGAGGCAGAGGGACUUAAGUGCCUGGAUUUGGCGGUAGCCUUUUUAGGUCUGAGCCAGGUCGCGUUAUGCGCCUUGGUGUGGCCGAACUUUCUGCUGCCAGUGUAAGGCCUGGGAGAGAGCAGAAGACAUAGAGCCCAUAGCAGCCAUUAUGGCAUCAGUGACUGAACGCUGUAGCGACAUAGGGUUCACUGCAGAUGAAAGGAAAUUAGAGCUGGAAGAGGGGUUACCCAAACCCUGGGGUAUUUCCAUCUCCCAGGGGAAAGGGGGCAGACAGGCACUUUAGGUUUGGGCAUUAGUAAUGCUGUGAGAUUCCCCAACAAAAAUACAAGGUUUACUGAACAAAUAGACUAAACAAAAUAAAAACAGUACAGGCUAUUAGGAGUUAAUCACCCCAGAGUAGAUAUUCACCAGAGAGGGUAGAGAUAGGGGAGCUCACCAGGUCCCAGACCGGCAGACAGGAAGAGACACGAGGUAGAGCACAGAGCCAGAAGGACAGGGUGUCAGAAAAUGGCCGCCACCAGUCUUGCGAGAUUCGCAGCAAAAAAUCCAGUGAAUGCGUCCAAUUCACGAACCAAACGUUCGGUAAAAAGGGGACAUAUUCGUGAGAACAAACGAACGAAUGGUAAGAAUAUAAGAAACUGAUGAACGAAGAACCUUUCGUGUAAAAUAGUCAAACACGGCAAACAGACGAAUGAUGCUAUAUGCCGGUAAAACUAACGAACAGCAUGGAUUUGUGAUGAAUUAAGCCGAACAGGCUUGGUUCACACACGAAAUCAGCCGAACAGAGGUGUUGAAACAGGCGCAAAAGGGCGCCAAACAGUCAGAAGGGGGAGAGAGCCCUCGGCUUAAAGGUAACAAACAUAGGCAUAAUAUAAGCCAACAAUAUAAGUAAGAAAACUGUUUUGACUAUAAGAAAAAUAAAGCAAUACUUAUUUUAAUAACAAUAAUUUUGAGAACAAUAGUAAUAAUAAAUAACUAAUAAUAAAUCAAUCAAAUAUAGGUAAGAGAAAAUGUGUCAUGUACUUAUCUUUGGGUGUAGCAGCAAAGAAAGAGAAAAUAUGUGGAGAGGUGCUGACUAUUAUACUGGGACUUGGUAUGGGAGUGGCUUAUCACUGUGGUUACCACUUUUUCUUACUGUUUGUAUUAUUUGCUGCUAUUGGUGGACAGUAAAGAAAGGGUUAAGCAAUAUGAGCCUCCGUGUCUUGACAUAAAAUUAGCUGAACCAACUUUUAGUCUUUGGAGAGCUCACUGCUGACGCUACAAACCCAAGUCAAUGCAGAAUCUUUAAAGGCUUUUAAAAUUUUUAUCUAUUAGAUAAUUGGGUCAUUUCCAACAUGGAGUGCGUCUUUUCAAAUUCAAACACCGUGACCACUACAGUAUGCUAAUUUCUUAACACUGACCCGUCAAGUACACAAACGUAUUCUUAGCCUCCCAUACUUCUCCAGAAUUUCACAUAGGUGCACUGUUUUGUUACGUUAUUGGGAAAGCUCAUUAUUGUGAAAGCUCUGAGAUUAAUGUGCAGCUUGUAAUAUAAUUUUUAAAUAUAUUAAACUCUGCAGUGCACGGUUUAUGUAAAUGCAUUGUUUUGUGUUAAAAUUCAUAUUGCAUGGCUUCUGAACAUAGCUGGUAUUCUGUUUAUUAAUGUGUGUUACAUCAUGGGAACAAGUUGAACAACAUGCACAGACUUAUUGAAAAUGUGGAUGCUACCAGCAAGUAGAGGGGAGGAAAAAGUUGAGAUGGGGUGGGGGAAGUAGCAGAAUAAACUUGAUUUUAAGAAUAAUAUGCAUAUAAAGUUUUUAGCAUUUUUCAAUUUUAUUUUUUUUAUUUUUUAGCAAACGAAGACACCAUCUUGAAAUAAAUAUUCAAUCAAAAUCCAUCUCUUGCUUUUCAAGAACAUAAAAAUGUUCAGUGGCUGGCAAAUGUACAUUGUAUGUUGAAGACAUAAAAUAUAAAAAUUAAAAUGUAA